AUGACUAAUGGUAAUGUUUGGCGAAGGCUAGUUACUUGCUUCUCCUCUCUUAAGCUCUACUUGAAACUCUUGUGUCUCGUUGUCACUGUUUUUGUUCUUCUCCAAAUCUCCUCAUUUCAAAUUACUCAACAUUCACUUUCAUUCCCUCCUGCACUAUGGACAUAUCUGGAACAACAACCUCAACAAGUAUCUCACAACGAGACGGCUUGCUUGAUGGAGAAGCUACGUGAAUCGGUGACAUUUCUUCCCCUCAAAGACUUACGGUUUUCAAGCAAACCCCUCGAGGGUCAUACCUGGUUUAUGAGCUCUCUCGAUGAUAACCAAACCAAAGGUGAGGCUCAGUUUCAAGAAUUUCCUUCAGAUUCUUCUAAAGGAAGGCUUUUGUGCUUGAAAGGGGUUGAUAAGCAUGAUGGAUCAUGGAACUACUACGCGAUGGCAUGGCCAGAAGCUCUUCCGUUCAAUUCCACUCUUCAGGACGGCUUGACGUUUGUGUCUUAUAAUCAAUACGAUUACGGUAACUUGUGGCAUGGACUAACGGCUGUAGUCCCGUUUGUUGCGUGGAGCUUAAGAAACCAAUGCGAAAAGCCUCAAAGAUGGGUUUUAUACCACAAGGGAGAAAUAAGGUAUGGGAUGGGGAAUUGGUUGAGCGAGAUCCUCAAAGCAACAUACGGCCGAGAACCGAAGUUUCUCCGGUUUGUAGAUGAGAACAAGCCGGUUUGCUUCGAGAAGGCGGUUGUUAUGAGACACAAUGAAGGUGGAAUGUCAAGGGAGAGAAGAAUAGAAGUGUUUGAUCUCAUUAGAACCAAAGCGAGAAACUACUGUAACAUCAGCUCAUCCGAGACAUCAAAACCGCGAAUCGGUAUGACAUUGCUUAUGAGAACGGGACCAAGAUCAUUCAAAAAUGAGUCAGCCGUGAUUAACGUCUUUAGAGGAGAGUGCGAGAGAGUAGAUGGGUGUGAAGUAAAGGAGUUGGUCAAGCUUGUGUACAAAUGGGGAGCUAAUUGGUCAGGGAUGAGACAUGAAGGUUCUUGGCAUGACCCGGUUGGGGAAACAUGUCAGUUUCCUGAUACUGAUAGGCGAUGUAUGUCGUUGGUCUAUAAGAAUGCUAUGAUUGGAUACAAUGAGACUUAUUUUGGCGAGUGGGCAAGAAGUGUUUUGGGAAGGUUAGCAUUAGAGAGAAGCAUGAGAUCAAGUAAUGCAACUGCUGUUAUGUUUCCAAGACCUGGUUUUCUGACCAAUCCAACACCCAGUUUUCCUCAGUUUCCAAGACCUGGUUUUCUGACCAAUCCAACACCCGGUUUUCUCAGUUUCCAAGACCUGGUUUUCUUACCAAUCCAAGACCCGGUUUUCCUCAGUUUCCAAGACCGGUUUUUCAAGCAAUCCAACACCCGGUUUCCCAACCAAUCCAACACCCGGUUUCCCAACCAAUCCAACACCCGGUUAUCCUCAGUUUCCGGGCAAGGUUUUCCAAACAAUCCCACACCUCUCCCUCAAUAUCCGAAUCCCGGUUUUCCAAGCAAUCCAACACCCGUUUUCCUCAAUUUCCCUCGCCGAACCCUCAAUUUCCAAAUCCCGGUUUUCCAAGCAAUCCAACACCCGCUUUUCCUGAGUUUCCCUCUCCUAACCCUCAAUUUCCAAAUCCCGGUUUUCCAAGCAAUCCAACACCCGCUUUUCCUCAAUUUCUCUCUCCUGUCCCUCAAUUUCAAAAACCCGUUUACCCUUAGUUCCCUCCUGCAACGCCUGGAUCGCCCUCCUACAACCUCCAGCCCGUUCCUUUGA
This is a messenger RNA of Microthlaspi erraticum, 1779 nucleotides long. The record is from the annotation of a GenBank genome assembly. Lineage: Eukaryota; Viridiplantae; Streptophyta; Magnoliopsida; Brassicales; Brassicaceae.